Molecule: messenger RNA, 378 nt
Organism: Perkinsus marinus ATCC 50983
Lineage: Eukaryota; Perkinsozoa; Perkinsida; Perkinsidae
Exons: 2
Coding region: 1-378 (125 amino acids)
Source: RefSeq, a predicted model, not a curated record
AUGACUAACAAUCUGAGCGUUCGGGAAGUGACGAUGGACUCGGGAGAUCCGUCUUCAAGCAGAGAUGAGGGGGGAAUUGUCCAGCAGGAGGCUACGCAGCAUGAGGAGGAGAUGACACCGCGACGGCCUCGGAUGCCCCAUCAAUCCCCACCGCUACAGGAGGAGCCAGCAGAGCCCGCCCUUGAAACCGAUGUUGUUGAGGAUGUGCAAGCCCGAGGUGUUGAGAAGCCCGGGACGGAAGACCAACACCAUGAGGAUCUAGAUGGAUUGAGACGGAUGAUGAUAGAAAUGCAGUGCAGGCUAGAUGCGCAGCAGAAGAGUAUGGAGGCUCUUUCUCUGGCAAUAGAGGUGAGGGUCGCUGAGGAUAUGUACGGGUAG